AUGCCCAUCAUCAGCAACGCCAACCAUGACUUCAGCAAUCUGUCUGUCAGUGAUGACAGCAGUCUUGACCGCAUCUUCACAGAGAUCCCAGAGACAGAGACCGUCAAGGGUGUGCACUACCAGAGAGCUCAGUUCAUCCGGCGCCCAGAGGACCUGGUGUCCAUCGACCACGCCCUGCUUGCAGUGAUAAAUGUUGGGGGAAACCGCUACACCUUCCCCUGGAGUACCCUGGAGCAAUUCCCUCUCACACGACUUGGCCGCCUCUGUGGCUGCCGCUCACCUGAGGACAUUGCCAGGGUUUGCGAUGACUAUGACGAAGCCCGCAAGGAGUUCUUCUUCGACCGCUCGCCGUCCGCUUUUAGGGUCAUCCUCAACUUCCUGGCUGCAGGGAAGCUGCGCCUGCUGCGGGAGAUGUGCGUCCUCUCCCUCCACGAUGAGUUGACCUACUGGGGAGUGGAGCUGGCAUACAUGGAGCGCUGCUGUAAGAGGAAGAUGUACACACGCAUCGAGGAGGUGCAUGAGCUGGAGCGGCGUGAGGAGGAGCGCAGGCAGAGAAACGCCAUGCAGCGUGUGACGGUGGAGGAGACGAGGUACCGAAAGGUGAUGAGCUGGCUCAGAGAUAUGGUGGAGAAUCCACAAUCCGGCUUACCGGGGAAGAUCUUUGCCUGCAUGUCGGUGAUCAUGGUCGCGGUGACAGUCGUCAGCUUGUGUAUCAGCACCAUGCCAGACCUCAGAGAGGAAGAGGACAGGGGUGAGUGUUCCUCCAAGUGCUACAACAUGUUCAUCAUAGAGACGGUGUGCGUGGCCUGGUUCUCCCUGGAGUUCAUCCUGCGGUUCAUUCAGGCCCGCAGCAAGCUUGACUUCCUCCGCGGGCCGCUAAAUGUCAUUGACGCCAUGGCCAUCCUUCCCUACUACGUCUCCCUGGUGGUGACAGAGGAGGACCCAGCCCUGGAGCACGAGAGACCAGGAGGAGGUAAAGGCUACUUGGACAAGCUGGGCCUGGUGUUGAGGAUUCUGCGGGCCCUGAGGAUUCUCUACGUGAUGCGGCUGGCUCGCCACUCUCUUGGCCUGCAGACGCUGGGGCUGACGGUCAGACGCAGCACGCGAGAGUUUGGCCUCCUCCUGCUUUUUCUCUGCGUGGCCGUCACCCUCUUCUCCCCGCUAGUCCACUUGGCUGAGAGCGAGCUCACUGGCACCCAUGACUUCAGCAGCAUCCCUGCCUCCUACUGGUGGGCCAUUAUCUCCAUGACGACCGUGGGCUAUGGCGACAUGGUGCCUCGGUCCAUUCCAGGACAGGUUGUAGCACUGAGCAGCAUCCUCAGCGGGAUCCUCAUUAUGGCCUUCCCUGCUACCUCCAUCUUCCACAUGUUCUCGCGCUCCUACCAAGAGCUCAAGAUGGAGCAUGACCGAUUGUUCAAGGAGGAGUGUGCAGCCGCUGCGGCUGCUGCUGCCGCAGCCACUGGGGAGCUGCAGGAGGCGGGAGGUGAAGGAGUUGGGGGGGACUCAGCUGCGCCUGGGCUGGGGUUACGUCUAGACAAGGACAGUGUGCACUCACUGGAAUCUCUCGCUCUGUUGGGGAAAGGUGGUGAAUCUGCAGGAAAUAACAACCACAGUCUGCCGGCAGCAGCUUUCUGAACAUUUCUUACACUGACUGACUCAAUCCUAAACUUCCAAGAAGAUAUAUGUACACAAAUCUCUGUGUUGCAUACAAUGAAAGUACUUCAAAUGACUGUUGCUCCAAAGCCUCGCUUCCUAUUCGGUUGUGAGGAAGGCGCUUGUGUUA
Chelmon rostratus (copperband butterflyfish) is the source of this 1783-nucleotide messenger RNA. RefSeq names its product potassium voltage-gated channel, subfamily G, member 4a (gene kcng4a). The record is from RefSeq and is a predicted model, not a curated record. The transcript has 3 exons. The coding region runs from base 1 to 1635 and encodes 544 amino acids. Gene Ontology annotation, molecular function: protein binding; delayed rectifier potassium channel activity. Lineage: Eukaryota; Metazoa; Chordata; Actinopteri; Chaetodontiformes; Chaetodontidae. Gene Ontology annotation, cellular component: membrane; voltage-gated potassium channel complex. Gene Ontology annotation, biological process: potassium ion transmembrane transport; protein homooligomerization.